CAAUCUAAAGUAGUCGUUUCAACGAUGUGGUUGAAGAUUAUCGUAUUCGUGUGCUUGGCCAAUGUGUGGGCCAAUGUUGGCGCAGAUAACUGCAAAUUAAAUGAUAUCAUUUCCAACGGUGAUCUGGUUUUCAACGAUUUGUCGCACAAUUUUGAUGAGAAAACUGUGUAUUGGCCGUAUGUGAAACCAUUUGCGUUUACGAAGAAAACUGCUGAUAUUAGAGAAGAUGGCUGGUAUGCAUCGAAUGAGUUCGAGGCCGGAGAACAUGGUGGAACACAUAUGGAUGCACCGUAUCACUUCUACAAAGAAGGCAAAUUCGUCGGUGAAAUACCUAUGGAGAAGCUCAUACUGCCUCUAAUAAUAGUCGAUAUCAGCUCACGCGUCAAUAACGAUCCGAACUUUGUGCUCUACAAGCAUCAUUUGGACUAUUUGCUAAACGACAACAAUGGAAAACCCUGCAUGAUCAUAUUCAAGUUCGGUUGGAGCAAGUUUUAUGGCGACAAACAGAAAUAUUUGGGUAUGAACGAGAUAGCUGGUACGCUCAACUUUCCCGGUCUCAGCCAAGAGGUAGCCGAAUGGAUAACGACAUCGUACAAGAACGUGGUCGGUAUAGGCGUAGACACGCCCUCCUUGGACCCGGGCAGCAGCACCACCUUCCCUGUCCACAGGAUCACUAUGGCUGCUGGCUUGUACGGCAUGGAGAACGUUAAGCUUGACACCCCAGUUCCAGAGUAUGGUUGCACUGGCGUGGCAAUGCCUAUGAAGAUAGCAAAGGGCACGGGAGGACCUCUCCGGCUAGCUGCCAUAUGUCCAAAGACAGUACCAACAACGUUUUAAGAAUGGCAAGAUUGUGUCCCAGUUGUGAAAACAAAAUGUACACCUACGCUAGUAUUUUAUUAUUUAUUUUAAGAUUUUUUUGUAAUCUCCGUAUCAACAACGGUUUUAAGACUAAAUCAAUAUACAAUGUUUUAAAAUCAUGUUUAUUGUUUGCCUAUUCAUCUACUGAUUAUAUCUUUCAUUUGUUAUGCUUAUGCACUUAUGAUAUUAGAUAAUAAUAUGUAUAAGUUUUUUUAUUACGAUUUAAAAAAGGUUUUGUAAAAAAUAUAAUUCUUGGUACAAGCUUUUGUCGCAUA
Molecule: messenger RNA, 1133 nt
Organism: Cydia fagiglandana
Lineage: Eukaryota; Metazoa; Arthropoda; Insecta; Lepidoptera; Tortricidae
Product: isatin hydrolase-like
Exons: 5
Coding region: 25-837 (270 amino acids)
Molecular function (GO): arylformamidase activity
Source: RefSeq, a predicted model, not a curated record